This is a messenger RNA of Schistosoma spindalis, 897 nucleotides long. Lineage: Eukaryota; Metazoa; Platyhelminthes; Trematoda; Strigeidida; Schistosomatidae. The record is from the annotation of a GenBank genome assembly.
AUGACCCAAAGGAUUACUUCAUGUACUGUUUCCGAAGUACCUGAACGUUUAUGCACUUCUUCCAUGGACGCACUACGAAUCUCACCGUUUACUGCCGAUGUAUGCAGAAUAGAGCACACUCAGUUCGGUGAAGUUUAUAUUUGUAGAGUGUGCAAUGUGAAAUGCACUGGUAAAGCGCCAUUUUCCCAGCAUAUAUCUGGAUCACAUCAUAGAAAAAACUGCAAUACCAAUACCUAUUUCUGUAACGAGUGCAAUACAAGCCUUAAUUCUUCUGAACAAUAUGCCCUACAUUGCAAUGGAUCAAAGCAUAUGCGGAAUACAAUUUCUUCUUCUGACAAUUCUAUGUCUGAACAGUUGGGAGUUGAGCAACAAUUCAAUAAAAGCGACAACGUUCCUUACUUCUGCAUACCUUGUGGUCUUAGUUGCUCUUCUAAAGAGCAACUGGAUUCUCAUUUCUUAGGUAAAAAACAUAAGAAGCAAUGUAAAAAAUAUAAGCCAUCUGCAUCAGGUCACCUGUCGGGGUAUGUUUUGAAUGCACAAUUAAGUCAACCGAUUGGCCAACCUGACUUUUUCUCUUCAAUGCCUACUUUAUUCAACACAGCUAGUGAGAAUUCGCCAAACUUUUGGUUCCCAAAGUUGGUUCCUUGUAUAAGGAAUAUCAUAGAGCUGGAGUCUAAAUUGACAUUAACAAAUAACUUUCCUCCGUUUUUGGCUUCAGUCACUCCCUGUUCAUAUCAGGAGCGAACAGAUUUAAAGAGUGAUCUUUCACCCAACCAGCAGGAUAAUGGCGACUCUUCUGAGCCCAAACAGUUUUGUAGACACGGCGAAUGUAUUCUGAUGAGAUCACUGCAGUUUUAUGAAGGUGAUUUAAAUACAAGAAUUGGUAAUCCUGGAUGA